This is a messenger RNA of Ornithodoros turicata, 3704 nucleotides long. RefSeq names its product WASH complex subunit 2-like (gene FAM21). Gene Ontology annotation, biological process: chromatin organization. The record is from RefSeq and is a predicted model, not a curated record. Gene Ontology annotation, cellular component: nucleus. Bases 85 to 3564 code for a protein of 1159 amino acids. The transcript is spliced from 30 exons. NCBI's taxonomy places the organism in Eukaryota, Metazoa, Arthropoda, Arachnida, Ixodida, Argasidae.
GCUGAGAAUCCCUGCCGAUCCCUGCUCUUCCGGUACUUCUGCUCGUUUCCGUUUUCUGCAGGCGGUGAAAACUGCGUGGAUGACAUGAGCUCGGCAUGUAACUCUGAGGACGACCAAGUUAAGCCAUGGGAGAAGCCGUUAACCACAGAUGAGAUUCGGCUGCGAGCAGCCAAGUGGACCCUAGCUGAUGACUCGCAGCUCCUCGCCUACCUUCAAUGCAUGUCAGAAGACAUCAUUUCUAGGACGUGUGAUGUUGGUAAAGACCUAGAUAGUCUCGUUCAUGAAACAACGGUGUCUGGUGUAAAGGUUAACAACGUGGUCAAUGACUUCAACCUCCUCAGUAGUCUACAGUUUAUAGAAAACAGAGUGUACGAUGAAGAGGCGAAGGAAGGAGAAGGCAGAGCUAUGCAGAAUGAUCUGGCUCCUCAGAGCAAGGAGGAACAAGAAGCUGCACUUCUGGCUCGAGUAACCAAAGCCUGCCAGCUGGGAAUAGAUGUAGUCCGAUCAGCCCUGGAGCCUUUGGACUUGCCAGCAGAAGCGGAUUCUGAUGAGUCUGAAGAUGAAGGAGGCAUUCCAGCAAAGCAAAGGGCUCUUUCACCCAUACUUCGGUCCAAGGACCCAUACCUGGAUAGACCUCUGCCGCACCUAAUUGGCUCGCAGGCUUUCCUGGAUGACGAUUAUGUUGGCCUUGGGGAUAUCUUGGCUGAAGAAGACGAAAAGAGCAGCCGAGGAGAAUAUGAGAGUGAAAAGUCUGACAGUGAUGUAGAGACGGAGGAUGAGGAUAAAAUGGCUUCCAGUGAUAACCGCAUGGCCGAGACAAUGCAGAGAGAGUUUGGAAGGAAGGAGGAAGAAAGUGAGGAAGAAGAGAUGUUUGAGGAAAAAGUUCCUGUACCUCGGAAGACAACUAGGAUAAGUACCAGCAGCAGUGAGCUUCAGUCAGAUGAAGAUAAUUUUCUGUCAAGUACGACAGCAACAACUCAUGUCAAGAGGGGAUCUCUGUCAUCGAAAAAGAGUGUGGACACACCAUCCAAUGUAGAACGCGGUGUAGAGGACCUGUUCAGUGAGCCAACAGGACAUCAAGAUUCUGAUGAGGAAUCAAAUUCUCCAUUCAAAACGAAAAAGGGGGCCUUCUACAGACCUGGAAAGUUGUUUGAUGAUGAAGAAGAGGAGGGUGACCUGUUUAAAACAGAAAGCAAGCCUAAGGAAGAGGAGCCUGCAAUCAGGACACCAAAGCAUACGGGCUACACGGAGAGUGGAAAGAAGAUACCUGUUGGUGGGGUCUCCAUGCUAGGAGGUGCAGGACAACCACUCUUUCAAGCCAUUUCAAGGUUGAAUUCCAAUCCUCAAAACGAAGAAGAUAAUAAUGUUUCACCUGCAGUGAAGACUGUGACUCGACCCGAAAGCAAGGGCAGUGCUGAAAGCGAAAGAAAAGAAGUUUUCGAGCCAGCUAAAAGGGAAGGGAAAAAGGAACCUAGCCCAGUGAAGAGUGUGGUUGAGGAUUUUGACGAUGAUGACCUGUUUAGUGUGCCUCCAACGAAGAAAGCAGGCCAACCUAAAAGAGCAGGCCCUACACCUCCAAGCAAAUUGUUUGAUGCAGAUGAUGACGAUGACCUGUGGUUAUCUGGACCAAGCAAGACACAGUCAAGUGGCCCUCAGAAUUAUGGUGACAAAACUGUCAAGCCAAAAGCACCUGCUGUGGCAGACAAAGCAACAGUUCCUGUCUCGACUACUGGUGGACUCUUUGAUGAUGACGCGGACGACCUAUUUUCGUCCAGCUCUGUCACAAAGAAGGCAGAACCAAAUAAAAAGACAACCUCAUUCCUCUUUGAUGAUGAGGAAGAAGAAGGCAUCUUUACUGGUGGUGUCCAACCAAAGGGGACAAGUGUGCCAACAAAUAAGUCUUUGUUUACUGCAAGCACAGACUCUGAUGAGCUAUUUUCCUCUGGUGCCAAGCCUCCUGCAACGAAAGCACCCCAUAAAGGUCUGUUUCUGUUUGAAGAUGAAGAGGAUGAACCAGUCAAAGCAGAAAAUAGUAAUCAGCUGCAGGUGACCAAGCCAUCAUUGCCAGCUGCAGAGGCAUCACCCACGUCUGUGAUUAAGCCCAGAAAGUCGAUAUCUCUGUUUGAUGACGACGAACCUGAUGAUGAUCUUUUCUCUGGCAAGACAAAAGAAAUGGCUGACAGCCAGAGCAGUCACAGUGUGCAAAGUUCUACAUGGAGUUUAGGGUCCAAGGAGAACGUUGAACCAUCCCCAGCUCAUGAGGAAUCGGCUAAGCCAGUGGAGUCGCUUAAGGCACGAACUAGCAGUCGUUUCCUAUUUGACGAGGAAGACAAAUUAUUUCAGAAUUCAACUGGAGACGGCCCUGACAUUGAUCUUUUCGCAUCAGACAAGGUUGACACGGGCAGCAGUACGGAAAAGAAGAAGCCUGUGGGAGGCGUGCUUCCCUUUGGAGGGGCGGACCUUUUCGGAGCAGAACUGAGAAGCAAGCUGGGCAAAUCAGCAGUUUUAGAAGAAAGCUGCAGUGAUCCCCCAGAAGUGAACAAGAAUGAUGACUUGCAGGGUAGUUCACCACCAAGCUCUUUACAGCACAAGAGAGGACCAGCUCUAAAAGACACGAAAGAAGGAUCUGUGAGCUUCGAUGAACCAGUAGAUAAAGCCAGCACACUAGCCAGUGCUACCAAAGACAGAGCCAAGAUACAAACUAAGCGGCGCCUUCCAUCUCGUAUGCGUCGACGAAGCAACAUUCCACCUGAUUCUCCAGACAGUAGUUCAACAAAAGAGGAAUCACCAUUGCCUAAGGAAACAAUAUCCGCUCCACUGGAAACAGACAGCAUAGAAGCAGAAGCCAAACCAAGCUCCUCUCUGGCUGUUCCUCAGGCAAGCAUGGUAAAGUCUCCAUCCACUGAAGAAGAGGACUUGUUUGCUGUCAUGGAAAACACCCUGAAGCCUGUCCCAGAACCAGUAAAAUCUCUUAGGACACGAGACACUGCUCGAACACAGGUUCAGCUGGCACAUGAUGAUGAAGACGACCUGUUCUCUGCCUCUGACAAAGUAACAAUACCUGUUGUUGGAGAUGGCUUGUUCUCAUCUCGUCCCAAAGCAGCCAAGUCUUCUAUAGCGGAAAACCUAUUCUCACCUCCAAACAAACCAAUUGAUGACAUCUUUGCUGAGCCCUCAGCAGUGGAUUCAGAUGCUCUCUUUGGAUCAGGAGAUAGCCCAGCAGCGUCAGCUAAGACCGAGACAAAAGUGCACACAUCCCUAUUCCAGGAUGACACAACUACAGUCAAAGAUGUAUUAAGCAAGCCAGCUCCGCAGAAGCAGGACAUAUUCGAAGACGACUAUGACAUUUUCUCAUCGCCCUCAUCCAAACCAGUCUUGAAAAGCAGCAAGCACACAUCCCUUUUUGGAGACAACAAUGAUGACACAGAUGACAUUUUUGCGUCGAAGCCAACUCCAAAGAGUACGAGUCAAGUAAGCCAGAAACCUUCAGCAACCUUGAAAUCAGCCACCUCUCAGAGCGUGGAUUUUAAAGAUCCACUGUUGCAUGGAGCAGAUGAUGACUAAACUGGUCGUGUUAUAGUAAUCUAAACCACAUGUUGUUACUAGCAUACUUUUUAUGAUUGUAGUAGUAUUUUGUUGAAGGCACCAGCUACAUUUUUGCAGCUUUGUGUACAUAUGUAAUAAAGGUACUGUUUGUUUUGGUA